UAUUUAAGUUUUUUCUGGCCAAUAUGGCAAUACUGUCAAUAGCAAUGCUUUAAUUUUAAGCAAUGUUUCAGCCAGCAUGGCCGGGAGGUGAAUGAAACACAAGUACCUGUACUUGUUCCCGAAGAAGUACGUCGCAAGACAUUGAUAAAAAGAAGAAACAUGAACACAGACAUCUCUGAGCUGUUCAGCUCAGAAAGGCUGACAGGGGGCAGUCUCGCUGGGGUUCUGCUUCUGGUCUACAUGCCCCUGGGGUUGAUCCUGACAGUACUACGUAUCUUCCUGGGUUUCCAUGUCUUCAUUGUAUCCUGUCUGCUUCCAAGAGCCUCGCUGAUAAGGAGGGUCAUUCUGCGAGUGAUGUGCCUACUUCUGGGCCUUGUCGUCUCCCACGAAGGUCUCGAGCAGAGGGACAAGGCAGCCAAGGUCAUCGUGGCCAAUCACGUCUCGGUGUUUGAUCACGUGACGAUAGGACUGGUCGUUCCAUCCAUUGUUCCCAACGUGUGGAGCUUACCAGCCUUCAUGACCUGGGCACUGGGCUACACAGAGAUGGGAGCCAGGGAGGGCCGACGGACACUCCUGCUGAACCUCAAGGCUCACUGUGCCCGCAACACCCUACCGAUCACCUCACUACCGGAAGGCGCCAUGACCAAUGGAAAGACCGGUCUGCUGAAAUUUAGUACUUGGCCGUUCGAUCUUGGCGAGGCGGUCCAGCCUGUCGUCCUGAAGGUCCGGCGACCCCUCCUCGGUGUCAACGUGGAGACCAUCGGCAGCAGCCUGUGGAAGGACAUCUUCUGGUUCUUGUUUGUCCCCUUCACGCACUUCCACGUCAGGCUACUGCCCUCACAACGACAAGAGGAAUCGGAGACUGUUGAGAAUUACUCCAGACGCGUCCAGGGCAUAAUGGCCCAGGAGCUCGACACCAAGGUCACCCCGUUCACGAGUGCGGACAAGGCAGAGUACAUCAAGCGGUCCUUCAUCUACCAACCUGAAGCCUCGACACCUCAAGUGGCCGCUCAACAGACCACCCCAUCCCCGGUCCCCGCCACCCCCCAACCCCAGGCAGCUCUGCCCACCCCCACCGAGCCGCGAACCCCAGCGGGCGGGGCUACAGCCCACAGUGACGACAACGAGAGACAGCUGAGGCAGAUGGUGCAACAGGUGAAGGAAGUCCUGCCAUACGUCUCAGAGGCAGCUGUCAGGAGAGACUUGGAGAAAACAAAUUGCAUCGACACCACCAUUACAAAUAUCCUGGAAGGAAAGAUCCCCUCAGAGCUGCCCGAAGCCCCAGAUAGGACGGAGCAGGAGGGUGUGGGAGGAGCAUCCGCCUCUCCACCCUCGACCCCAUCACCUAGUUCGCUGAAGUUUGCUGCUGCCUCCUUUGGGAAAUCCUCCAAUGCCCGCCAGCUCUCUUACAAGGAAAGAAAAGAGGCCCUUUUUCAAAAGGCCCGAAGGCACUACAUGGAGAAGCAUGGGAUUACUUUGGACUGACAAGGCCACUGACUGUGCCGAAACUAACAGUCGCAUAACAAUUACAAGACAUUUUUUACUCCUUCUGACGAUGCACUGACAUCCUCAACACUAGUGCUUGAAAAGAGGCCAUAGUUUGCUGGGUGCUUUUGUCAUUUCUCAGUUUUUUGGUCCAUUUUCACAGUAACUCCUCCUGAGGAGCAGCAGUUUUGUUGGAAAACCAUAAAUUGACCGAGGAAACGAAAAGAGAGUUUGAGCUGAAAAUAAAAAAUCAGUCAUUUGCUUCAGUAUUUACGCAACAUUACGCAGGACGGCGAAGGUACUUGCUUCGAAUACAAAAACAAUUGGCCUCUGUAAUCAGUGGUGUAUGCUAUGGAGUUGAUUUGGACUUGACGUGAAAAUGUGGGCAGGGCUUAAGAGAGCCGUAGGUGGGAGGAAAAGAAAUGUAGAGUGAAAGGAAGGAAGGGGCGUGUUCAUGUCUAUUCAAGAACAGGAAGUUGAAAUACAUGUGAGGGGAAACAUUAAACUAAUAUAUGAGUAGCAUCUCAGUUUACUGAUUUGAGCCAUCAUCGCAUUCAUUUGCUUCCUUUCUUUGUACGCACCCCUGGUGUCGUCAUUGGUCAAGGCGUGCAUGGCACAUCAUGUGGUAAUAAAUUAUCUCCGACAAGGCCGGGAGAUCGUACAUUUAUUACAUUUGCCAAAUGAAACUAAAUGGUCGAAAGCAACAGAUAUCCAAGCACGUAUUUCUUGCCUUUGACUUGCCCCAACAUUCAACUGCUCUUCUGAAUGAUCAGUGGUUUCAACUUCCCUUCGCAACCUUCGAUUUAAGCUGUGUUUUCACUUUGUAUUGUGGGAAAACUUCCCGAAGUGUACACUUGCCGGAUGAGUCGGUUACUCGGGCCAGGCCUGGGUGAACGCGAGAUGUCAGGCGAGUGUGCAAUUGAAUGCAGUAGGGCUGAAACGAGAAAGCGCGAGGAAGCAAUGGAAAAAUUGAAUUAAAACGCACAUCAAGCAUAUUGAGCAAGAAAACUCACGGACUACUCCAAGAUGCAGUACUGUGAUGGUUACACACGCGUCGCACACAUAUUUCGACUUCAGGUGUGCUUGUAUUUUGGCAAGUCAAAACAGCCCAUUGGUCGAAGAGGCAUUAGAUAUACACGCGCGACCUACACCAACACCAACGGCCUUCUAAUCGCUGGAUUAGUUUCCUCAUUCACAGUACGACCAGAUUAUUUUCAAGCUGUAAAGGCACGGGGAAAAAACAAGCGAGUAAAUCGUACCUGUAGAUACGCAGCCCCCCAAGAAAAAAAAGCAGCUCACAAAAAACGUACAUUCUGUAAUAAUCAACAUGGAGUGGAGCUCCUCGCCAUAGCCUUCAGUUCCAUUUACGUAAAUUGAAAUGGAAUUUAACAAUUUGCCUCCAUGAAAAGGUAACACUGAACAAAAUGGUUUACACAGAUUUCUUUGAUGUUAUUAAAUAAAACAGUGGAGUACAAAAUGUGAUUUUGUACCAAACUAA
Messenger RNA from Acanthaster planci (crown-of-thorns starfish), 2983 nucleotides. RefSeq names its product AUP1 lipid droplet regulating VLDL assembly factor (gene aup1). NCBI's taxonomy places the organism in Eukaryota, Metazoa, Echinodermata, Asteroidea, Valvatida, Acanthasteridae. Gene Ontology annotation, cellular component: endoplasmic reticulum membrane. Gene Ontology annotation, biological process: ERAD pathway. Gene Ontology annotation, molecular function: ubiquitin binding. The record is from RefSeq and is a predicted model, not a curated record.